CCUGCUGCUACCACUGCCUGGCUGUCUACCCCACUGCCUUUUCUCCACACAAUGGAAUCUGCCAUUAACACACUGGUCACCCAGUUCAAGACCUUUGCUGGGAAUGAUGGGUCGUCUGACACCCUGAGCAAAGAGGAGCUCCGUAACCUGGUGGUCUCCCAGCUGCCCAACUUUGUCAAGAAUGGCAAUGAUCCCGGGGUAAUUGACCAGCUCAUGGCUUCAUUGGAUGAAAACAACGAUGGGGAGCUGACAUUCCUGGAGUUUUGGCAGCUGAUUGGCAAACUAGCCAGCAAGCAGGGAGGUUUCAGCCAAUAGGAGACCGACGCAAGAUAGAGUCCAUUGUAAUGAUGUGGUAAUUCUGAACUCUGGGCCAAAAUUAUCUAUCAUCGAACAGUGUUUUUCAUCUGGACACAAAAUCUUUGUUUUACCCCCUUUCCAGGACAGAUUGUAAUAAUAAAGUAGUCCUCCAUUUCC
This is a messenger RNA of Megalops cyprinoides (Indo-Pacific tarpon), 474 nucleotides long. Its product is annotated as protein S100-A13-like. NCBI's taxonomy places the organism in Eukaryota, Metazoa, Chordata, Actinopteri, Elopiformes, Megalopidae. Gene Ontology annotation, cellular component: perinuclear region of cytoplasm. The transcript has 3 exons. Gene Ontology annotation, molecular function: calcium ion binding; transition metal ion binding. The record is from RefSeq and is a predicted model, not a curated record. The coding region runs from base 52 to 315 and encodes 87 amino acids.